AUCUAAAACAAAUAAAAGAGAAAAUGAACCGAAUGCCAAAAAUAAAUUAAAUUAUACAAGUAUAAAUCCCAUCAGGCAAUACACCAACGAAUUCGCAUUAGGACUUUAAUUCUAAGCAUAUAAUUGAGCUUUCAUAAGGAUAACAAAAAUGGCUACGACAGCAAUGAAGCAGCAGCCAGCCAAGCAACGCAAGCCAACAGAGGAGAGCAUGUCGCCCAAGAAAAUGGGUCUCAUAGCAAUUGUAACAGUAAUUGGUUGCAUUGCCAUUUUAUGGCCAAAGGUCUUCCAUCCGAUGAUGUUUGGCGGCGUGCCGCCCAAGGCGCAUAUGAAGGAUCCACAUCAACGCGGCGCCAUGCCGGGCGGUUGUUGUGAUGUCGUGCUCGACAGAGAAGAGUUUAUGAAUGCCACCAAAGCGAACGACGAGGUGUUUGGUCCACAUUUGUAUCGUAAAAAUAUCAAUUUAUAUACGGGUGAAAUCAGUCUACGCCAAGAGCGUCCUGCGCACCUGCAUCCCGAGUCCAUCUAUCAGGCAAUGCGUGAGCGAGGACGUGCCAUACCUGCCACGCCCACAGUGCCAAUUGUGGAACAGCGCAAAAGUUCACCCAGCAAUCCGCCGCCGCGCAUCGUUGACGGACGUCCUGGACCAAUACCCGGCAUGCGUCCGCCAAUGGGAGCAGGUGCUUUACAUCAGCCACAGCAACGUGGAGGCAGCAGCAUGGGCUUCCUAAUGCCACUCUAUACAAUUGGCAUUGUUGUCUUCUUUGGCUAUACCCUAAUGAAGAUUGUGUUCAAAAAGCAAGUACCAAAUGCGCCUUAUGGACCUGCACCCGGUGAUCCCAGUUUUCGUCAGGAGGUCUUUGGACAACAGAACCACAGUCAGGUCGAAGAUCUUACUGGCAGUAAAUUGGGCUGGCGUGAGCAUCAGACAAGAAGUGGAUCAAGUGCGUCCAAUGGCAGCAGACGUAAUGACAAGGAGCUCUACAAUGCCACGGUUUCGGCCACGGAGCUGGCCACAAAUCUGUCCAGCAAUCUGAAGGUGCAACAGCAACAGUGUCUGGCCAAGUCGAAGGCAAAGAGUGGUCCAAAGACACUGCUUGAGCUAGAGAAGACGCUGCCCGCUAGGGAAACGGAACAAUUGAUGGAAAUUGAAAAGUUGCGUAAGAAGCUUGAGGACACGGAGCGUGAGAUGGCCAAGUUGAUAGCCGAAAUGAACACCGAUCAGUAUGAGGCAAAGCACAACGACAACGAAAAUACGAAUUUGACAAAUGUAGAGAACCAAAACAUUUCCAAUGGGCAUACAAUUACCGAUCAGCAGCAGAACGAACCAAAGACAGCCAAAUCACAACCACAACAACAAAAACAACUACGGAAAAGACGUGAGGGCAGCUCUGAGCGUGAAAUGACGGUUCUAGGCAUGGAGUUAACAGCAAGUUGCGAGGGCGGCCACAGAUGGACUGGACGCCCUCCGACGCCUGUUUUUCGCACUCAUAGUGACCACUCCAUGCUGGAGGAUAUUCUGCCCGAGCCGCAGUCCAUUUACUUGGAAGGCGCAUUGUCUCACGAUUCUCAGAUUUUAGUAGCUGACUCGCAAACCAGACGCGAAGAAGUCUACGAUGCUGAGCUGAAUGGUUCAUCUGAAGAGCCGGCUGUCAUACUCAGCAGCAAGAUGACAUUAUCAUUGAUUAAUUUGGAUGCAAAUCAACAAAAUGGUAAUGAGAAUAAUACGGAAAUCGAAAGUCCCUUAGCUGAUGAUAUUGAAAUAAUUGGACAUGAUGAACAUUAAAAAGGAAACUUUCUUCGUUUCUAUACAUACUACUCAUAAAACAUUGAUUUUAAAAGCUCCGAUAGUUUGCAAAAUAAAAUAUACGAGUGAAUGUUAUGGACUGAUUAAGCAAACCACAGAAUUUGUUAGUUAAUUUCAAAUUUAAUUUGUAUAUAUUUAAGCUUAUAUCAUUGCGUUUGUAUGUGUAAUAUGUUUUAUUACCGAUUUUGUUAUCAAAAUCAUUUAUUGUAUGUGCAAUUUUUGGUUUCUUUGGUUUGUAACUGCUUCCAUUUGGUCAACUAUACUUCUAACUAAUUGUAUGCCAAAAAGAUUCAUUAAAUGAAUAUUCACAUAAAAUAUUCUUAGUUAAACUGCAAAUCAAACUAGUCUACCACUAUAUUUGUAAACGAUGUACUUUUCGCAAUAAAUAAUGUCCUAAAACUAUUAUAAUGAAACGUUCAAUUGCACCUUUAGAUUAAAAGCAUAUAAUAUUAGUGUCCACAGUGCUUGUGAAUUUAGUUUAAUAUGAAGAGAUGUGUAAUGAAAUAAA
Molecule: messenger RNA, 2312 nt
Organism: Drosophila busckii
Lineage: Eukaryota; Metazoa; Arthropoda; Insecta; Diptera; Drosophilidae
Gene: RIC-3
Exons: 11
Coding region: 149-1783 (544 amino acids)
Biological process (GO): synaptic transmission, cholinergic; protein localization to cell surface
Cellular component (GO): intracellular membrane-bounded organelle; neuronal cell body; neuron projection
Source: RefSeq, a predicted model, not a curated record